UCCGAGGAGGAACCCGGUGCCCCCGGCUGAUCGUUUCCAAUUACGUUACCCCAAGAUGGAGGUCUGCAGAUGGCACUGCUAGCGUCAAAGACUCCCCGCAACCGUCCGUGUGGCUUUAAUGACGCUUUUGUCAGGACAGGAGUGAUUGUGUGCCAUCGUUUUGUCGAUUUUUCGGGGAGCUCUACUUGGGAGAUACUGAGCUCCAGGUUCGAGUUGUGGCAGCCAUGAGCUCCGGGGAAGGAGCGGAGGAGACUACGAAGGACGCCAGCGAAAUAGAGGCGUUCUUCAAGACCGAUGGAUCCCUCCCUAAAGAGCCAAAAGGAGAUGUAUCGAGCCAGAUAGCAGGUUUUAGGAGAAAUGAGGAGAUGAGAGCAAUGGAGGUGCUUCCCAUCCUCAAAGAGAAAGUUGCCUUUCUGUCAGGCGGCAGAGACAGACGUGGCGGUCCCGUGUUAACGUUUCCAUCACGCAGCAACCACGACAGAAUACGAACAGACGACCUGAGGAGACUGAUCGCCUACCUCGCUGGCAUCCCCAGCGAGGAGGUGUGUAAACAUGGCUUCACGGUCAUUGUUGAUAUGCGCGGCUCCAAGUGGGACAGCAUCAAGCCUCUGCUGAAGAUCCUGCAGGAGUCCUUCCCGUCUUGCAUCCACGUCGCACUCAUCAUCAAACCAGACAACUUCUGGCAGAAGCAGAGGACCAACUUCGGCAGCUCCAAGUUUGAAUUUGAGACCACCAUGGUGUCACUUGAGGGCUUGACCAAAGUCGUCGACCCCUCUCAGCUGACGGCAGACUUUGACGGCAGUCUGGACUACAACCACGAAGAGUGGAUAGAGGUGCGUGUGGCAUUUGAGGAGUUCUCUGGCCAUGCCACCCAGAUGCUGACUCGAUUAGAGGAGAUGCAGGAAACUGUAUCAAGGAAAGACUUUCCCCAAGACCUGGAAGGAGCCAGACGGAUGAUAGAAGAACAUGCAACGCUCAAGAAGAAAAUCAUAAAAGCUCCUAUAGAGGAGCUGGACACUGAAGGGCAGAGGUUGCUCCAGCGCAUUCAGAGCAGCGAGUCUUUCUCCAACCGCAAUAGCAGCAGCGGCAGCGGCGGCAGCAGCAGUAGCAGCAGCGGCAUGUGCAACGUGGACACCCAAGGCCUGGUGCCCCGCAUCACCCAGCUGCUGGACAAGCUACACUCCACCCGGCAGCUUCUCCAUCAGGCGUGGCACGUCCGCAAGCUCCAGCUGGAUCAGUGCUUCCAGCUCCGCCUGUUCGAACAGGAUGCAGAGAAGAUGUUUGACUGGAUCAUGCACAACAAGGGUUUGUUCCUGGCAGGCUACACAGAGAUUGGCAACAACCACCCCCAUGCCCUAGAGCUGCAAACCCAGCACAGCCACUUCGCUAUGAACUGCAUGAAUGUGUACGUCAACAUCAACCGGAUCAUGUCUGUGGGCAACCGGCUGCUGGAGUCGGGUCACUAUGCCUCCCAGCAGAUUAAGCAGAUCUCAGGUCAGUUGGAGCAGGAGUGGAAGGCGUUUGCCGCCGCGUUGGAUGAACGGAGCACGCUGUUGGAGAUGUCGGCCGGCUUCCAUCAGAAAUGUGACCAGUACAUGAGUAAUGUGGACACCUGGUGUAAGGCAUGUGGCGAGGUGGAUUUGCCUUCUGAGCUACAGGACCUUGAAGAUGCCAUUCACCAUCACCAAGGCCUGUACGAGCACAUCACUGCUGCUUACUCUGAGGUGAGUCAAGAUGGCAAAGCUCUGUUGGACAAGCUGCAGCGACCUUUGACCCCAGGCAGUGCUGAUUCACUGACGGCAACGGCAAACUACUCAAAGGCGGUGCACCACGUCCUGGACAUCAUCCACGAGGUGCUGCAUCACCAGAGGCAGCUGGAAAACAUCUGGCAGCACCGUAAAGUGCGGCUGCACCAACGUCUGCAGCUCUGUGUAUUUCAGCAGGACGUCCAGCAGGUUUUGGACUGGAUAGAAAACCAUGGCGAAGCCUUCCUCAGCAAACACACGGGGGUGGGAAAGUCUCUCCACAGAGCCCGAGCACUGCAGAAACGCCACGAAGACUUCGAGGAAGUGGCACAGAAUACGUACACCAAUGCAGACAAGCUGCUGGAGGCAGCCGAGCAGCUGGCCCAGACAGGAGAGUGUGACCCAGAGGAGAUCUACCAGGCCGCCCACCAGCUCGAAGACAGGAUCCAAGACUUCGUUCGCCGCGUGGAGCAGCGCAAAGUCCUGCUGGACAUGUCUGUCGCCUUCCACACGCACGUCAAAGAGUUGUGGACGUGGCUGGAGGAGCUCCAGAAGGAGCUGCUGGACGACGUUUACGCCGAGUCUGUGGAGGCCGUCCAAGAUCUGAUCAAGCGCUUCGGCCAGCAGCAGCAGACCACGCUGCAGGUCACUGUCAACGUCAUCAAGGAGGGAGAGGACCUCAUCCAGCAGCUCAGGGACUCAGCCAUCUCCAGCAACAAGACGCCCCACAACAGCUCCAUCAACCACAUCGAGAGCGUCCUCCAGCAGCUGGAUGAAGCUCAGGCACAGAUGGAGGAGCUCUUCCAGGAGAGGAAGAUCAAACUGGAGCUCUUCCUGCAGCUCCGCAUCUUUGAGAGGGACGCCAUUGACAUCAUCUCUGACCUGGAGUCAUGGAACGAGGAGCUGACAGGUCAGAUGAAUGAUUUUGACACGGAGGACCUGACGCUGGCUGAGCAGAGACUGCAGCACCACGCUGACAAGGCCUUGACCAUGAACAACCUCACCUUCGAUGUGAUCCACCAGGGGCAGGAGCUGCUGCAGUAUGUCAACGAAGUCCAGGCCUCCGGUGUGGAGCUGCUGUGUGAUCGGGAUGUCGACAUGGCCACGCGGGUUCAGGACUUGCUUGAGUUCCUUCAUGAAAAGCAGCAAGAACUCGAUUUAGCGGCUGAGCAGCACCGCAGGCACCUGGAGCAGUGUGUCCAGCUGAGACACCUGCAGGCUGAAGUCAAGCAGGUUCUGGGGUGGAUUCGUAAUGGCGAGUCAAUGCUGAACGCUGGUCUAAUAACGGCCAGCUCCCUGCAGGAAGCUGAGCAAUUGCAGAGGGAACAUGAACAGUUUCAGCAUGCUAUUGAGAAAACGCACCAGAGUGCCCUGCAGGUUCAGCAGAAGGCAGAGGCUCUGCUCCAGGCCAACCACUAUGACAUGGACCUGAUCAGAGACUGUGCAGAGAACGUGGCUUCACACUGGCAGCAGCUCAUGCUAAAGAUGGAGGACCGACUCAAGCUCGUCAAUGCUUCCGUUGCCUUCUACAAGACCUCCGAACAGGUGUGCAGUGUGUUGGAGAGCUUGGAGCAAGAGUAUAAGAGAGAGGAGGACUGGUGUGGAGGAGCUGAUAAACUGGGACCCAACUGUGAAACAGACCACGUCACCCCCAUGAUCAGCAAGCACCUAGAGCAGAAGGAGGCCUUCCUAAAAGCAUGCACCCUGGCAAGAAGAAAUGCAGAUGUCUUCCUCAAGUACAUGCACAGGAACAGUGUUAACAUGCCUGGGAUGCUGAGCCACGUCAAAGCACCAGAACAGCAGGUCAAAAACAUCCUGAAUGAGUUACUGCAAAGAGAGAACCGCGUUCUCCACUUCUGGACCAUGAAGAAACGCAGGCUGGAUCAGUGUCAGCAGUAUGUGGUGUUUGAACGUAGCGCCAAACAGGCUCUGGAGUGGAUUCACGACACCGGGGAGUUUUACCUGUCCACACACACAUCCACCGGCUCAAGUAUCCAUCACACACAGGAGCUGCUGAAGGAACAUGAGGAAUUUCACAUCACAGCCAAGCAAACCAAGGAGCGUGUGAAGCUGCUGAUCCAGCUGGCUGACGGUUUCUGCGAGAAAGGCCACAGUCACGCAGGGGAGAUCAAAAAAUGGGUGACGGCCGUGGACAAGCGCUAUCGAGACUUUUCACUGCGCAUGGACAAGUACCGCUGCAGUCUGGAGAAAGCCCUGGGCAUCUCCUCAGACUCCAACAAGGCAAGCAAGGAUCUGCAGCUGGACAUCAUCCCAGCCACAGCUCCGGGGUCAGAAGUCAAGCUGAGGGAUGCUGCUGCCCAUGAGUUAAAUGAGGAGAAACGUAAAUCAGCACGCAGAAAGGAGUUCAUCAUGGCAGAGCUGAUUCAGACAGAAAAAGCCUACGUGCGAGACCUGCGGGAGUGCAUGGAUACCUACCUGUGGGAGAUGACCAGUGGGGUUGAGGAGAUUCCUCCAGGAAUCAUUAACAAGGAGCACAUCAUCUUUGGAAACAUGCAAGACCUUUAUGAAUUUCACCAUAACAUCUUCCUCAAAGAGUUGGAGAAAUAUGAGCAGCUGCCAGAGGAUGUUGGGCAUUGCUUUGUCACAUGGGCUGAUAAGUUCCAGAUGUAUGUGAACUACUGUAAGAACAAACCUGACUCCACCCAGCUCAUACUGGAGCAUGCUGGCAACUACUUUGAUGAAAUUCAACAGCGGCACCGACUGGCCAACUCCAUCUCAUCCUAUCUGAUCAAACCGGUGCAGAGAAUCACCAAGUAUCAGCUCCUGCUGAAGGAGCUGCUGACGUGCUGUGAAGAAGGUAAAGGAGAGAUCAAGGAUGGCCUGGAGGUGAUGCUCAGCGUACCCAAGAAAGCCAACGAUGCCAUGCACCUCUCAAUGCUGGAAGGUUUUGAUGAAAACAUUGAGUCACAGGGCGAGCUCAUUCUCCAGGAUUCCUUCCAGGUCUGGGAUCCAAAGACUCUGAUUCGAAAGGGACGAGAGCGCCACCUCUUCCUCUUUGAGAUGUCUCUUGUUUUCAGCAAGGAGGUCAAAGACUCAAAUGGCAGGAGCAAAUACAUCUACAAGAGCAAACUCUUUACAUCGGAGUUGGGGGUGACUGAACACGUUGAGGGAGACCCCUGUAAGUUUGCUCUAUGGGUGGGACGCACCCCGACCUCCGACAACAAGAUUGUACUCAAGCUAAGUCAGGGAUCCAAACAUGGAGCCAUGGCAUCCAGCAUUGAGAACAAGCAAGACUGGAUCAAGCACAUCAGAGAGGUGAUCCAAGAGCGUACCAUUCACCUAAGAGGAGCACUCAAAGAGCCCAUUCACAUUCCCAAAACAACCACCACCAAGCACCACAAGGGACGAAGGGAUGGAGAGGACUUGGACAGUCAGGGUGAAGGCAGCAGCCAACCAGACACCAUCUCUCUGGCAUCCCGCACUUCUCAGAACACACUGGACAGCGACAAGCUCUCCGGUGGCUGUGAGUUGACUGUGGUCAUACACGACUUUAUGGCCAGCAACAGCAACGAGCUGACGGUGCGGCGGGGUCAGACGGUGGAGGUUCUGGAACGCUGUCACGACAAACCAGACUGGUGCCUGGUCAGGACCACAGACCGCUCUCCUGCCCUGGAGGGCCUCGUGCCCUGCUCUAUGCUCUGCAUCGCCCAUUCCAGGUCCUCUAUGGAGAUGGAGGGCAUCUUCAACCACAAAGACACGCUGUCCGUGUGCAGCAAUGACUCCAUCAUGCCGGGUUCAUCGGCUACACUGCAGCCCGGUCACGGCAUCGGCUCCCACACCUCCCCGGGCCCUAAACGACCAGGUAACACACUACGGAAGUGGCUGACCAGCCCGGUGCGUCGAUUAAGCAGCGGUAAGGCAGACGGCCACGUGAAGAAGCUGGCCCACAAGCACAAGAAAAGCCGUGAUGUGAGGAAGAGCGGCGAGAUGACGAUAGGCUCUCAGAAAGACUCAGACGACAGCGCUGCUACUCCUCAGGAUGAAACUUUGGAGGAGAGGGUUCGUAACGAGGGCCUCUCGAGUGGCACGUUGUCUAAAUCCAGUUCUUCGGGAAUGCAGAGCUGCGGCGAGGAGGAGGGCGAAGAGGGUGCUGACUCAGUACCUCUGCCUCCACCUAUGGCCAUCCAGCAGCAUAGCCUGCUGCAGCCAGACUCACAGGAUGACAAGACCUCCUCUCGUCUGUCGGUCCGGCCGUCCAGUUCAGAGACGCCCAGUGCCGCUGAGCUGGUGAGCGCCAUCGAGGAGCUAGUCAAAAGCAAGAUGGCUCUGGAGGACAGACCCAGCUCUCUGUCUGUAGAACAAGGAGACAGCAGCUCUCCCUCCUUCAACCCCUCUGACAACUCCCUCCUGUCCUCUUCCUCCCCCAUUGAGGAGAUGGACGAACGCAGGGCCAGCAUCCUCAAAAAGAGACAUUUCAUUCUGCUGGAGUUGGUGGAGACGGAGAGAGAUUACGUCAGAGACCUUGGCCUCGUGGUGGAGGGCUACAUGAGCAGAAUGAAGGAAGAGGGUGUUCCUGAUGAUAUGAAGGGAAAGGACAAAAUUGUGUUUGGCAACAUCCAUCAGAUAUAUGACUGGCACAGAGAUUUCUUCCUCAGGGAGUUGGAGAAAUGCUUAGAGGACCCGGACAGACUGGGACCACUCUUUCUCAAACAGGAACGGAGACUCAACAUGUAUGUAGUGUACUGUCAGAACAAGCCCAAAUCAGAGCACAUCGUGUCUGAGUACAUCGACACCUACUUUGAGGACCUGAAGCAGCGGCUGGGACACAGACUGCAGAUCACAGACCUGCUCAUCAAGCCGGUCCAAAGGAUCAUGAAGUACCAGCUGCUGCUCAAGGAUUUCCUAAAACACUCUAAAAAGGCUGGGCUCGAGUCUCUGGAUUUGGAAAAAGCAGUGGAGGUCAUGUGCAUCGUGCCAAAAAGGUGUAACGACAUGAUGAAUGUCGGCCGGCUUCAAGGAUUUGAUGGGAAGAUUGUGGCUCAGGGCCGCCUUUUGCUGCAGGACACGUUCAUGGUGUCGGACCCAGACAGCAGUCUGCUCGGCCGGAUGAAAGAGAGGAGAGUCUUCCUGUUUGAGCAGCUUGUCAUCUUCAGUGAGCCCCUGGACAAAAAGAAAGGGUUCUCUCUGCCAGGCUUCCUCUACAAGAACAGCAUCAAGGUAAGCUGUUUGGGUUUGGAGGAGAACGUCGAAGGUGAUCCCUGUAAGUUCAUUCUCACUUCUCGGUCGCCCAACGGCACAGUGGAGUCCUUCGUGCUUCACUCCUCCCACCCGGGGGUGCGUGAGGUCUGGACCCUUCAGAUCAGCCAAAUACUUGAGAGCCAACGCAACUUCCUCAAUGCUCUGACCUCACCUAUAGAAUAUCAGAGGAACCACGUAGGGGCAAGCAGUGGGCCGUGUGUGCCCAGCAUUGGAGCUCCAGGUGGGGGCAGCAGUGGCUCUAGUGCAGCCCCUGGAGGAGGAGGCGUAAGCUCCCAGAGUGGCUCCAUCCCUUCAGGACCCCAGGGUGGCUCUCGUCGGCCAUCCAGGAUCCCGCAACCUUCCCGUCUGCCCCAACCCCUACGUCACCACCCCGGGGCCGACCCAGAUGGCUCCAGUAAGAUGUCAGGUUUGUCCCCUCGUCCUGUCCCUCCUCCUCUGCUCCCUACGGGGGGCAGCCCACAGGGCAAGCGCCCUAUCCACACCACAGAGGACCAAGCAUAUACCCCCAUCCCACGUGCUACUGUUGGGCCUCUGCCCUCCACACCCACUUCUAAACCACGGCCAGGAGCCGUGUCUCCCAUGGCCUCCCCCAUGGCCACUCCCGCCUUUGGCAAGGAUCCUCUCCCCCCUCCCCCUCCCAGCCCAGGCCAAAACCAAAAGUCUGGAUCUGGAUUCUGGAGCUCCAUGCCGGGCUCUCCAGCCAGCCGGCCUGGCUCAUUCACCUUUCCGGGAGAGGCGGCAGACACUCCGGUCCGUCAAAGUUCAAAUCAGAUCCAAACUGGCUCUGGGAGCCAAACCCACAGACACUCCACGCACAGCAAGGAGGCCGACCGCAUGAGUACGUGCUCAUCGGCCAGCGAGCAGUCCAUCCAGUCCACACAGAGUAACGGGAGUGAAAGUAGCAGCAGCAGUAGCGUAUCCACCAUGUUGGUGACCCAGGACUACACGGCUGUGAAGGAGGAUGAGAUCAGCGUCAUUCAGGGUGAAGUGGUCCAGAUCUUGGCCAGCAACCAGCAAAACAUGUUCCUGGUGUUCAGAGCAGCUACCGAGCAGGGCCCCGCCGCUGAGGGCUGGAUCCCCGGAUUUGUGCUGGGACACACCUCGACCAUUGUCCCCGACUGCCCCGAGGGAUCCAUCAAGAAGUCUUCAUCUUGGCACACGUCCCUGCGGAUUCGGAAGAAGUCUGAGAAAAAGGAGAAGGAGGCAAAGAAAGAGAACAAGCUGGAAAACGGUUACAGGAAGUCCAGAGAUGGCCUGGCCAAUAAAGUUUCUGUAAAGGUGAGUUUCACUUCAAGACUCUAUAGCGAUGCCUCUAGGUGGCGGUCUUUUCCCCAUUUGACUUGUGUUUGUCUUUCUUUCCAGCUUCUAAAUCCAAACUACAUCUAUGAUGUUCCCCCUGAGUUCCUUGUACCUCUGAGUGACGUGACAUGUGACAACGGAGAGAGCGUCACCCUCAGGUGUAAGGUUUGUGGGCGACCCCGGGCUACCGUCAGCUGGAAAGGACCCAACCAGAGCAACCUCACCAACAACGGACACUUCAGCAUCGCCUACAGUGAUACGGGUGAAGCGACUCUGCGGAUAAUCGGCGUAGCCUCUGAGGAUGAUGGCGUUUACACUUGUGUUGCCACCAACGAGCUGGGCAGUGUGACAUCAUCAGCUAGCCUCAGAGUGUUGGCCGUGUCCACUGAUGGGGUCCGAGUGAGCUGGAAGGAUAACUUUGAGUCUCACUACACUGAGGUGGUUGAACUGGGAAGGGGUCGUUUCUCUGUUGUCAAACGUUGUGACCACCGGGGCACCAAACGCACGGUGGCUGUGAAACAUGUCAACAAGAAGCUGAUGAGGAGAGACCAGGUGACCCAGGAACUCAAUCUGCUCCAGAGACUCCAGCACCCACACAUAGUCAGCCUCAUAGACACCUAUGAAACUCCCAGCAGCUAUGCCCUGGUCCUGGAGAUGGCUGACCAAGGCCGUCUGCUGGACUACAUAGUGAGCUGGGGGAAUCUGACAGAGGAGAAAGUGGCUGGCUACUUGCGGAACGUUUUAGAAGCUUUACAUUACUUGCACAACUGCAGAAUAGUACACUUGGACGUAAAACCUGAGAACCUGCUGGUGUCCCACACUGCCAGCGGCCAGCCAAUAGUCAAACUCUCAGACUUUGGUGACGCCGUGCAGCUCAACAGCGCCCACUAUGUUCACCCUCUGUUGGGCAGUCCCGAGUUUGCCUCCCCAGAGCUGGUCCUCGGAGAGCCCGUGUCGCUGACCUCUGACCUGUGGAGUCUGGGUGUGGUCACCUACGUGCUGCUGAGCGGCGCCUCCCCCUUUCUCGAUGAGAGUGCAGAGGAGACCUGCCUGAACAUCUGCAGGCUGGACUUCAGCUUCCCCAGGGAUUAUUUCCAGGGCGUCAGCCAGGGCGCCCGGGACUUUGUCUGCCUGCUUCUGAAGACUGACCCGGGUAGAAGGCCUCCGGCCGGUAUCUGCCUCCAGGAACCGUGGCUGCAGGCUGGCCAAGGUCAUGGCCAGGCAGAAGGCUGCUUGGACACCUCCCGCCUCAUUUCCUUCAUUGACAGGAGAAAACAUCAGACUGAUGCCCGGCCCAUUGGAGGAGUGAGGAGCUUUAUUCAUAGUCGCAUUCAGCCUCGAGUUUGAAAAGCUCUCAGCCUCAGCGCUCCGAUCACCACUGACUGAGGCUGCAGGUUCCUCUGGAAUGAGUCUCUUUACGGUCUAGAUGUUUAAAAAAAAACAAAAAAAAAACAAGGAGAAACAAUGAAUGCUGAUCUCGUCCUCUUUCGCAAACUUUCAACUAAAUUAAAAUCCUUUUAUCUUUUAGGUAGUUCAGUUGAGACCUGCUGAGGUCUUAAGCCAAUCAGAGCCCUAGAGAACUGAGUUCACACCAAUCAUAAAUGAAUGGAUGCCCUUGUCUACUGCUGCUUGCUGGUUUCGUCUCAAACACAGAUUUUUGUAGUUAAGUGAACAAAAACAUUAAAAAAAAAAAAGCCUAUUAUGAAGUAAGUUAUUUUCCUCUGUAAGAGUUGAAGCUGAUCAGAAGAGCCACUUGAUCGAGCCUUGACGCCACUGCACAGGCGCAGGACUUCCAGGAGAAAAAUGAUGCCAACGAAGCUCGUCACAGAGAGCAGACCACCCUCCAGACGGUGUUUUUGCUCUUUUACACUAAAACGGUAACUCGGAUACUUUUGAGAAGCAGCCCUUUCUUAUAGAAACAGUGUAUAGAAAGGCACAGCACUGUCUCUGCGUUUAAAAGGGAGGGGGGGAAAAAACCCUCCCGUCACAUUAGAAAAUGCUCCUCAGUUGAAGGUUCACGUGUUACCUUGAACUCCGGAGACACCCGGAGACGGCGACUGAGCCUAUCAGCUUGAGACAUUUAUACAGAGCUUUUUCGAUGGCUGCGCUUACAUAAUGUACCCUAAUCUAAGAUACCAUGAUGACCACGUCGCGAGUAACAAUGCUGCACUGUCCGAUCCAAGAAGAAACAAUAGACGUUCAUCGUUUCGCUUUUCCUAGAACAAAACUCGUGUUGCGCAGAUAUGACAUGUUUAAGCCUUACCCUGUAUAGAGACUUCUGCCUCCACCCCCCUCACAUUUGCAGAGGACUCGAGACUGUCGGAUGAGGGGGGGGGGCUGAAUGUGGAGGCGGCGGAAGAUUGAUUUUACUGUAAAUGCACUCAUUGUAUGUUAUGUUUUGAUUAUCAUGUGCAAUGUUGCGGCUUUAACAUUUUAUGCAACUAUUUAUGAAGACAUCUGUUGUAUCUGUAAUAAAUCUAGAGAAAAGCAUGUACUUGGUACUGCAAGCACUGCUGGUAGUUUGUGUUUAUUUGAUCGCCGAGUGUUAACGACUGCCGGGCGGGGCCACGUUAGAGGUCACGAUCUACAAUCAUCAUGUUUUGAUCAAAACUAAUUUAACACUUUUUGUACUGUAUGCCUCUGUAGUAUUGGUACACCAAAGUUGCUCUAGCUUUAUAGUACUUUAAUAAAGAAAUGGUUUUAUUGUGAGUACAUUUCACUUGAGUUAGGCAAUCUACGACCACGUUAAAUGGUUGUUUACACGAGUAAAUGUCGGAGGAACACUUUUAGUUUACUCUCGUUAUACCUUUUAUUUAAAAGGCAGGAGAUUAAAGAACUGAAAUUUGCUCUUGGGUGGAGUUGAAUGCAAGAUUUUACUUACUAAAAGGUGUUCUCACUUUAUGUACAGAUACAUUGCCAAAAUAUUUCUUCCAUUAAAAAAAAAAACAAACAAAAAAAGGAUCUUUAAAUGGUAACUAACCAGUAAUUAGCACACAUUAAUCCUGUAUGGGGUUUUGAUUAAAUCAGCCCUCUGUUAACCUUUUUUUAUUUAUUUCAAAAGGUGGCACAGGCCAAUUAAAAACAAGGAAACUGGACUGGAUACCUCAGACUAGGUUUGUUUUUCAUUUUUUUCUUCAUUGUUUUUGUUGCGUUUGUCUUUGUUCUCCAUUUUGUUUCAUAAUUUGCUUGUUUGCUACAUUUUUGUUUUGUUUUUUUUUUAUUUUUGCAUGUAUAUUUCUUUGUACAAAUCAUACAUAUUCUCUUGUAAAUAUUGUCAUUUUGCCAUCACUUAUUUGAAAAUUAAACGUAAUGAACACACGGA
Messenger RNA from Archocentrus centrarchus (flier cichlid), 11586 nucleotides. Its product is annotated as triple functional domain protein. Gene Ontology annotation, cellular component: extrinsic component of membrane; cytoplasm. NCBI's taxonomy places the organism in Eukaryota, Metazoa, Chordata, Actinopteri, Cichliformes, Cichlidae. The transcript is spliced from 62 exons. Gene Ontology annotation, biological process: axon guidance; protein phosphorylation. The record is from RefSeq and is a predicted model, not a curated record. The coding region runs from base 225 to 9611 and encodes 3128 amino acids. Gene Ontology annotation, molecular function: guanyl-nucleotide exchange factor activity; ATP binding; protein binding.